ACGUGGUUGGCUGUAGUUCAUGGUGAUACAAUAACAGUAUCAAAAAACGCUAGCGUGAGUGACCAUUUGUUGAGACCGUCAGUGAAAGCGGUUACACGCCUACUCAGGAAAUCAGAUAAUUCAUUAAUACUCUACAGUCAGAUGUUACAUUAUUCCACCGUGGAUUAUUUAGCCCGUGAUCCCUCCGCAGGAGUCAGACGCCUCCUCAGUGUUUUUAGCGAAAUGAUGAAGUAACGUUAGUUUCUGUGACACCCUGAGAUCCGGAGCUGAUCGCCAACUACAGUAUGCUAUUUACUGGAAACAUAUAUGACCGUUUCUGACAUAAAGCACACUCAGCCAUAGUUUGCUCCAGAAAUGGUAUCGCUGACCAUUUUUCUGCCUCUGGAUCUUAUUCAAACCUCCUGAAUUUUUACUCUUGAGCAGGACCGAGUGGGUUUUGGCACAUUAGUAUGCAUGCUCGAAGCGCAACAUGUCUUUGUGCAUGAGUGCUGGGCAGUCAUAACUGAUCUGGGGAAAAACAAGGGGAAACUCCCCCUCCGAAGACUUCUGAACAAUGACCGGACCCAGCUCCACAAGCAGCGGCUCAUCGGCCAAGACCAGCAGACACGGUCGGUCCAAGAGCACCAGUACCUACUGUCACACUAACGUUACCGGCCCGGCCGCUGAAUCCUCCUCACACACUGCCGCGAACAACACCGGUAGGUCGUCCGGUGAGGAAGACGAGAAAGACGGUGGGGUCCCGUUUUUCGUGAACAGGACGGGCUUUCCCAUAGACACCGUCACCUGGGAGAGAAUGUGGUCACACGUCACCAGAGUUCAUCCUGAUGGACAGGAGAUGGUGGAUAGAAUACGAAAUGCAACACACCUCCCUAAACACCCUGUGCCAUCGGUUCCAACUUUUAAGCCAUCGAUGUCUGUGCCUGAUUGGCUCCAUGCCGUCCAGAACUACAUGAGAAAUUUGCAAUACAACCAUACUGGAACGCAGUUCUUUGAGGUUAAGAAAACCAGACCUCUGAGUGGGUUGAUGGAGACCGCCAGAGAGAUGAUACGAGAAUCACUUCCCAUCAAAUGCCUUGAAGCAGUUAUCCUUGGAAUCUACCUAACCAACGGUCUGACCUCCGUGGAACGGUUCCCCAUCAGCUUUAAGACCCAGUUCUCCGGCCACCACUUCUAUCACGUGGUGCUGGGCGUUUACUGUAACGGUCGAUAUGGCACCCUGGGUAUGAGUCGACGUGCUGACCUUAUGGACAGAUCUCUGGGCUUCCGUACGCUCAGCGAGUUGGUGUUUGACUUUGAGGACUCGUACCGCCGCUACCAGCACACCAUGAAGAAGAUCAAAAUUGGCCUGUACGUGCCCCACAAUCCGCACGUUUUCCAGCCGAUUGAGUGGAACUAUCUGGUGAUCAACGCCUGCAAGCAGGGCCAUGAAGACAUGCGCAAAGAGCUGGAGAAGCAUGGCCGUGACAUGAGGAUGAAGAUCCUCAAGUCAUCCAGUGCUCAGUCUCCAAUCAAAGAACGAACCCGAGGCAAGUCUUUAUCACCGCGCCGCCGAGCAGGCAGCAGUCCCCAAAGACGCCAACAUGUCUACAGAAGAGACAAAUCGCCAGCAGCACUGGACAGAAAGCCAGCAGAGCUCAGCACCCUCAGUGAUGGCUACCAGAUCCGCAUCUAAGACAUUAAACGUACCAGCUUUAUCCUCCACACGUCCUCCCUCAGUCAGAUCCACAGAUGUUUUUAAACACUAUUUAAUGCACAUUGUGAACUGCACAGCAUAUUGAACAUAUUUAUAGUUGUACUUUCAUGUUAGAGGGAAAAUUUGGUGCCCUUCUUAAAGUCAAAAGUUAAAAAGCUAAAAGUUAAAGUUAAAAGCGAUUUUAAAAAAUGUUUUUAACAGAAUAUGAUGUUCCUUUUCCAGCCACGACAUUUUUUUUUAAAUAGUGGAAUGUUUAAUAGUGAAGGAUAUCAACUUUGCUUUAAAAUUGUUUUUACCCUAGUAAUUGUCAAGCACUUUAGAAGACAAAAAUAGUUGUGAACUGACUGAAAUAUUCAGGCAAAUAUGGAAAAUGUGGGGAAAAGGCUCUAUUUUUGGAAGAAUCUCCACAAGCGGUGAGAGCUGGAGUGUGAAUGGAUUGUGCUUGGCAGAGAGAUGUAAACCUCAGUGCCUCGUGCUGUGCUGCUGGUAGUUUUGGAGGCUGACUGGCCUGAAGGAGAGAGGACGUAUGCUUUUUUGCCAGAAGUGCAAGGACACAAAGGAUCUAAGCUUCAGAGAGCUACUCAUUCUACCCACAAGAACUGUAUUCAAUCCACUUUACUUUUUUUUUGUUACCUGCAUACAGUCCCAAACACUCCUGUGAAAUGCAAGGAAUGGACAUGAUUUAUUGACUAAGGUUUGACGUCACCUUACAUUGAAGGCUUUGUACUGGUUUUAUUUGAGAUUGAGCAUCUCUGUCCUGAAAGGACAUGGUGAUGGGGAAAAAAAAAACUUUAACUCUCCUGAGAAACAAAAGUUUUGUGAGGGAAUGCAAAAGCAAAUAUAAUUUUUUUAAUAUGAAGUGAAAGAGAAAACUAUAUUUCAAUGCUUUUGCCAGCGAACACAGUUUAUUGAGGGAAUGUGAUACUUUUGCUACAUUGAAAUGUAAUUUUUAGAAUAUGAAAGUUUCUUGGGGGGAGAGCAAUACUUUCACAAAAAUGAUCAACUGCUCAGUUUCUCAGCAAAAGAGAGUUUCUUGAGGGAAUGUAAAAGUUUAGCUGGAGAAUGCAAAAUCUUUAACAUGUACAUUUUACUCCCAUGUCAUAUUUCUAUUUUUUUCCAUCACUAUGUCUCUGUCCCCUAAGGACUUCAUAGGUUCUAGCUAUAUUAGAAGUGUAGAAGCAUACACAAAAUCGCAUCUCUUUAUCAACAGCAUAUCACUUUGAAUUUUCUCACCUCAUGAGAUUCAGCUAUGCGCAUGGAGAAGGUCUGCCAAUCCAUUCUUCUUGACAGGAGACCUAUCUUUAAAAUUGUAGCAGUGACAUUGUUACCAAUUCUUCGUGGGUUGUAUGAGCGGUUCCUCUCUGAACGAUGUUUAUUGGGUGCUAUUGACUAAACUACCACAUUAUAGCUAGCUCAUUCUGCCUUGUAAUUGGUACCAGCUUUCUAUCAAAAGCUCCUGAACCACACAAGUGCCAGACCAUUGAAUACGUCCAUAUCAUCUAUAGGCUGAAAGUUUCAUCCCAGUCACAUGAAGAUGAAAGGUCAUAUGAGUUUCAAUGACAUAUUUAAUGUACCAUCUUGAAUUGCUCAGACCCUUUCUGGGAGAGAAGGGGUCUGCUGCUGGAGAACACCACAUUGUUACCGAUUUAUAUCAUUUAUAACUUUUGUUUAACUAAUCAGAUGUGUGAAAUUGUGAGUGAAACUUUAUGGCAGACAAAAAAGUUUUGGUUUGAAAAUGGCUUUCUGGUUUUAAGGAAAUGCAGUGAUCUCUCCUCAAAGGUGCUAAGAUGAGACAUUUUACCCAUCAUUAUAAAAUUAAUUUAUUUUAGCACUGACUUUUUUAUGAUUAAAGAGCACAUAAAAUUUACAUCUCUGUAGCACAAUGAUUAGAAAGUGAGUUAAUCUCAGUUGCAAGAUACGUUUAAUGGUAUAGCAUUACCAAAAAACAAUUCAUAAAGUGAAAUGAAUAUUCAUGAGAUUAUAGAUGGAAGUUUGGUUUCCAUGUCUUAAAUGCAGGCUUGUCUGAAAAUACAAUCAAUUUUGAUGUAUGAUAAAUAAUCAAAAAUUUUAAAGGAAAUGUUUUUCUCAGUAAGAAUGUUAAAGAUGUGACUUUCUCAUUAUGAAAAUCUCAACCUUUCCUCAGUUUUCUGUUCAUAUUUUUCGUAUUAUAAAUGUAUUCACCUGAACAAGGACUUUACAAUAUUCAUUUAACCCUCAACUGUCUUACAAACAUUUUUCGUAAGCCUUACCUCAACUUGCACCAUCAGUCCUCUGUUCUGUUAUAAAUUUGUUUUUGGUUCACCUCAGUUCCCCUAUGAUGAAGCAUUAAUGUAAAUUGUUCAUUCCUCUGUAGCAUGGUUUAAUAAAAACUAUUGUUUUUCUGUAA
Cyprinus carpio (common carp) is the source of this 4079-nucleotide messenger RNA. Its product is annotated as tubulinyl-Tyr carboxypeptidase 2-like. Lineage: Eukaryota; Metazoa; Chordata; Actinopteri; Cypriniformes; Cyprinidae. Gene Ontology annotation, cellular component: cytoplasm. The record is from RefSeq and is a predicted model, not a curated record. Gene Ontology annotation, biological process: regulation of angiogenesis.